AACAACAAAGCCCAAAUCUUGUGUCCCCGCGCGAUCAGCGCCUCACACCGGCACGUGCUUCUCGCGUGACUCGCAAAGUCCGUACACGCCUCAUCCGUGCCAAACCAUAAACCGAGGCACGCUUGCUCCGUCCCACACGCGUGAGAAAUGCUCUCUCUCUGACACACACACAGCCGGAGCUUAGCCGGAAAAUCCCAGACUCACCGUACCUCUGUCCCCAUCUACUCCACUCUCGCCGGAGCUCCGGCCACCUCUUCCUUCGGUUUUCUAAGGUCUUCUUCCGUUACAUCCGUUCCCGCCGCCCCGCCGGAAAAUGUAAUCUUGCAGUUCGGCGUCCUGUAGAUAGAUCUGCUCUUUUGCGGCAAGGAUUGACUUUAGAUUCAGGUUUCGGAGUGGAAAAGCUAGAGCUGUUGUCCAAAGCUUCUUAUCCAGAUUUGAAAGGACGUGAAAUUGUACUGUAGAAACUGAUAUAUAUAUAUAUUUGCUUCUAUAUAUAUGUGAAUAGAAAGCUACGUUUGAAGAAAGAACGUGGAAACUUUGGAGGAAACAAUGAUUGUAAGCUUUAGCUGCUCAGAUUUGUAAAAAGCUCGAGAUCCAUAUGCCUCAUUUGAGCUGACAACACAAGAGAACUCUAGAGCUAGCUGGUACAGAAUUUGCUGAUCAUGUUGCCUCAUGCUUGGAAAUAUUCAAGUGGUUCACUAAUUAAGCCAGAAUCAUCAAUAAUAUAGGGUUAUAAGAGUGCAAAACUAUCAAAAGAGAAGGGUAAAAGGAAUUAAAUUUGGUGAAUGGAGAUGCAGAAAUUUGGAACGAGUGAAGAAGACGAAGAAGAAAUGGAGAUGGAUGUGAAAGAAGAAGAUGACGGUGAUGAUGAUGAUGAAGAAGAAGAAAAGCAUAAUGCAACACGGGCAAUGGUAGGUGUUGAUAUAGAAAUUGCAGCAAUUGGUAAUAAUAAUUGGUUUCAACAUCAACAGCAAUUUCAAGGGCAAUCAGUGUCCCCAGGAGUGGCUCGAAGGUGUAGACCAUUAGAAGAAAAGGAGAGAACAAAGAUACGAGAGCGGCAGCGGAGGGCAAUCACUGCAAAGAUCUUGGCAGGGCUUCGAAGGCAUGGAAACUAUAAUCUUAGGGUUAGAGCUGAUAUUAAUGAUGUGAUUGCGGCCUUGGCAAGGGAAGCUGGUUGGGUUGUUCUUCCUGAUGGAACGACCUUUCCUUCUGGAUCACAGGGUGCAAGACCUACUGGUGGCAUGUCUACUGCGGUGGUGACUUCAUCAUCUUCGCAUAUGCCACUGCAACAAACCGCACCUGCCUCCCUGAGAGGGACUGCUUCUGGCUAUCAGAGUUCGGUGGAUUACAAUGCAGGUUGCAUGAAAGGUGUCAUUGUGCCCACUUCAUCCCCUUAUGAUGUAUCCUCAAGUGCUCGGUCUCAGGCUUCAGUUAUGGUGGGAGAUGAAGGAGAAGGAACAGAGAAUCAUCCUCUUGUUGGGGGCUCCAUGGGUACUGUUGAUAGCAAGCAGGUAGUGGACAUAACCACAAAGUUGCAGGAGCACAAUUUUGUCGGCACCCCAUAUGUUCCAGUUUAUGUAAUGCUACCACUGGGUGUCAUAAAUAUGAAGUGUGAGCUUGUUGAUCCAGAUGGUCUACUAAAGCACCUAAGGGUCUUGAAAUCGAUCAAUGCUGAUGGUGUUAUGGUUGAUUGCUGGUGGGGUAUAGUAGAAGCACAUGCUCCACAGGAAUAUAACUGGAGUGGCUACAAGAGGUUGUUUCAGAUUGUGCGUGAGCUUAAGCUCAAGUUACAAAUUGCAAUGUCCUUCCAUGAAUGUGGAGGCAACAUCGGCGAUGAUGUUUGUAUUCCGCUGCCGCAUUGGGUGGCAGAAAUUGGUCGAAGUAAUCCCGACAUAUUUUUCACAGAUAGAGAGGGAAGGCGUAACCCUGAAUGUCUCUCAUGGGGAAUUGACAAGGAACGUCUUCUAAGGGGCCGGACUGCUGUAGAGGUUUAUUUUGACUACAUGAGAAGCUUUCGGGUGGAAUUUGACGAGUUAUUUGAGGAUGGUAUCAUCUCUAUGGUUGAAAUUGGAUUAGGUCCCUGUGGGGAGCUAAGAUACCCAUCUAAUCCUGUAAAGCAUGGUUGGAGAUAUCCAGGCCUUGGAGAAUUCCAGUGUUAUGAUCAGUAUUUGUUGAAAAGCCUGAGGAAGGCAGCUGAAGCACGGGGACACUCCUUUUGGGCACAAGGACCAGAUAAUGCAGGAUCCUACAAUUCCCGGCCACAUGAAACCGGAUUUUUUUGUGAUGGAGGUGAUUAUGAUGGCUAUUAUGGCAGGUUCUUUCUAAAUUGGUACUCCCUGGUUUUGGUUGACCAUGGUGAUCUGGUACUUUCUCUGGCUAAGUUAGCAUUUGAAGACACUUGCAUUGCUGCAAAGCUAUCAGGUAUUCACUGGUGGUACAAGACAGCUAGUCAUGCUGCUGAAUUAACAGCUGGCUUUUACAACCCAUGCAAUCGUGAUGGUUAUGCUGCAAUUAUGGCAAUGUUAAAGAAACAUGGAGCUGCCCUAAGUUUCACAUGUGCUGAAUCAGGCAUGUUCCAUCAGCAUCUUAACUUCUCAGAGUCACUGGUGGAUCCUGAGGGGUUAGCCCGGCAAGUGCUGAAUGCUGCCUGGGAUGUUCGCAUUCCGGUUGCUAGUGCAAAUGUUCUUCCCUGCCAUGACCGGGAAGGCUACAACAGCAUAUUGGAUAAAGCCAAGCCUUUGAAUGAUCCAGAUGGGAGGCAUUUUUCUGCUUUUACUUACCUCAGGCUCAGCCCACUUCUCCUGGAAAGACUCAACUUCAUGGAAUUUGAACGAUUUGUCAAGCGAUUGCAUGGGGAAGCAGUUAUCAAUGUCCCGUCAUAGUUCAAAGGAAAGGGAUUUCCAUCUCAUGUAUUAUUUCUCUUCCCCACAGACGUCUGGUGGGGUGUAUAUAUCAGUCCGAACUCCGGAGGCACCUAUGCAAAUGAAAUGGCAAAGGAAAUUAGCCAACUCUCUAUAUCUGAGUCGUUUUUUUGGCAUUGUUUGCUAACCUAGGAUAGAAUGUUAGUCUGGUAAAAAAAAAAAAGGUCCAAAUGAAUUAGAGUAAAAUUGAUACUUGUUUAAUUUGAAUUCAUCAGUGAGAGCAUGAAUGAAGGGAAGCUUCUUAACAGAAUAAAGAUGACACAAACUGGCCUCCA
Messenger RNA from Cornus florida, 3196 nucleotides. Its product is annotated as beta-amylase 7-like. The record is from RefSeq and is a predicted model, not a curated record. The transcript has 11 exons. The coding region runs from base 786 to 2882 and encodes 698 amino acids. Gene Ontology annotation, molecular function: beta-amylase activity. Lineage: Eukaryota; Viridiplantae; Streptophyta; Magnoliopsida; Cornales; Cornaceae. Gene Ontology annotation, biological process: polysaccharide catabolic process.